Molecule: messenger RNA, 804 nt
Organism: Condylostylus longicornis
Lineage: Eukaryota; Metazoa; Arthropoda; Insecta; Diptera; Dolichopodidae
Exons: 2
Coding region: 1-804 (267 amino acids)
Source: RefSeq, a predicted model, not a curated record
AUGCUUAAAUCUUUAGAUGCGAUUUUAAAUACUGGCAUAAGAAUUGCUAUUGGUGCCUACACAACUACUCCAAUUCAGAGUCUUCUGGUCGAUAUUGUACAAUUACCAUUGAAUUUGAGAAGUCAAAUGCAGGGCAUGAUUUAUGGUCUUAAAAUAUUAUCCUUUGAAAAACAUCCUUUAAGCGAAGAAAUGAAACAAAACGAAGAGACCAACAAUAUACGUGCCUUAAUUAAUAACAGAAACGACAUGCAUUGGACAAUUAGUGAUCGUUUGCAAGCAGCCCAAAAAUGUUUCUAUGCCCACAAAAAUCUAUUUAAGUCCAGGCUACUGAAUAGAACAAUUAAACUUAGAAUAUAUAAAACUAUUAUUCAACCUGUGCUAACGUAUAGCUGUGAAUCCUGGACAAUGACUAAAAACGAUGAAAGGAGUCUUAAAAUAUUCGAAAGAAAUAUACUAAGAAAAAUAUUUGGUCCCAAAAUAGACGAGAAUCAUGAAUAUAGACGAAGAACCAACGCAGAGUUGGAAGAAUUAAUAAAUGGACAAAACGUAAUAAAAGCUAUAAAAUCACAAAGAUUAAGAUGGGCGGGGCAUGUCGUAAGAAUGACAGAUGACAGGAUGCCAAAAAGAAUAUUUGACGCGACGCCGUAUAAUACUAGAGCAAGAGGCAGACCGAGAUCUAGAUGGCUGGAUGAAAUAGAAGAAGAUUGUAGAAAAAUCGGCGUACAGAGAUGGAGAGUUAUAGCUCAAGAUAGAUCGGAAUGGAGGAAAAUUGUGAACGAGGUUAAGGCUCACCCCGAGCUGUAA